GCCGCACUGGUUAACCAAGAAGGAGACAAGAAUGGACGCGAGGAUGAGAAGACACGCGGCGCAAGGCAGACCGGAGAGAACCAGACUGCGGACAGAGCCGCCACCGAAGCACCAAUCGCAGCAGCUGGAGGGGAGAAAGGUUUCGGUGGUGUAUUACCUCUCCAGGAGUCACCACCUCGAGCACCCGCACUUCCUGGAGGUCCCGCUCUCCUCCCCUGCGGGGCUCUACCUCAGAGAUGUGGUCGACAGGCUCGAUGUGCUGCGAGGGAAGGGGAUGGCGGCCAUGUACUCCUGGUCUUGCAAGAGGAGCUACAAGAACGGAUUCGUGUGGCAGGACCUUUCCGAGGGCGAUCUGAUCCUGCCGGAGCAGGGCGAUGAGUAUGUUCUCAAGGGUUCGGAGCUCUUGGAUCGAACCCCUCCAGAUCGGAACCAUCACGGUACCACCAAUGUCAAGAUCCAGAACCUGAAACACCCUCUACAACAGCCACCUCACAAAGGCGAAGAAGCUUCCCCUUCUUCAUCCACAACAGCCGUUGUUCUUAAGGAGGCAAAGCAUCCCCUGAGGCAACAACCACCACCACCUCCUCCUCCUCCAGCGCCUGGUUUUAUAACCGCCCCAUCGGCGGAAACCAGGAUCCGCAAGCCCGAUGGAGCGCAGGAAGCUACAACUCAAAUCGACAACGGAGAAGAAAGGAGAAAUCGUGGAUUGAUGUGUUCGAAGGAGGACCCAAAUAUCGUUAAAGUAGGGAGUUCACAGCCACCAACAUCUUCAGGUCCUUCCUCUCCUUCAUGUGCAAAGAUGAGUACACUGCAAUCCCUGAUAAGAGCAGAACUAAGCAGAAGGAACGGCUAUAGGAAUUUGGAAGGAGAGGAUGUUUACCUCCCAACCGGAUCAAAAUUGAAAGCCGCAAACAUGAUCAUGCACCUGAUUACUUGUGGAUCAAUCUCUGUGAAAGACCACUACCGCUUUGGAUCUGUUUGCCAACUCAAGGUUUCCAGGGGACACCAACUGUUUGCUAGAGAGCCAAAGAGAAAUGUGCUAAGGGAUGAAAAAGAAGGAACAUCUCAGCGUGAGCUUCACUGAAACAAACAAAGAACACAGGUAGCAUCUGUCGCAUGCAAAAAUAAGUCAAUCUACAAAACAUCAAUACUAUGCUGAUAUGAUAAUAUCAUAAAAUGCAUAAUGUCUCUCAUUUCACUAUUCGGAUCUGAACAUUUUUUAAGUGCUGAUAAGUGCAAUUU
Musa acuminata subsp. malaccensis (wild Malaysian banana) is the source of this 1242-nucleotide messenger RNA. Its product is annotated as protein SOSEKI 3. The record is from RefSeq and is a predicted model, not a curated record. Lineage: Eukaryota; Viridiplantae; Streptophyta; Magnoliopsida; Zingiberales; Musaceae.